Messenger RNA from Colletotrichum aenigma, 2085 nucleotides. RefSeq names its product Copper amine oxidase 1 (gene AO-I-5). Gene Ontology annotation, biological process: amine metabolic process. Gene Ontology annotation, molecular function: copper ion binding; primary methylamine oxidase activity; quinone binding. The coding region runs from base 1 to 2085 and encodes 694 amino acids. Lineage: Eukaryota; Fungi; Ascomycota; Sordariomycetes; Glomerellales; Glomerellaceae. The transcript is spliced from 4 exons. The record is from RefSeq and is a predicted model, not a curated record.
AUGUCUUCUUCAGAGUAUCUUCAUCCCCUUGACCCGGCCACGGCCGAGGAAAUCCAAAUUGCCACAGACCUAUUCAAGAACUUAUUAUAUGGCAUCCCUCUUCACUUCAAGGCUGCGGGUCUCGACGAGCCUCCCAAGCAGGAGAUGGUCGCAUACCUCAAGGCAGAGCAUGCAGGAGAGCCUCUACCAGAGAUCCCUCGUCGCAUCUUUGCGAUCUGGUACAUCAAGCGAUCUCCUCGUCUAUUCGAGGGCGUGAUCGAUGUCACCAACAAGCGAGUCAUUGAGCAUGAAGAGCUUUCACGAGACUUCCACGGACCUGUCGACCGUGUCGAGCUCAACGAGGCGGCCCAGGUGGUAAUGACCAAUGCCGACGUGCACAAGGAGCUCGCACGGUUGAAGAUUGACAAAGCGAAUGUUGUUCUUGACCCAUGGGACUACGGAGUUGAUGGCAUCGACACACAAGAGCGCAUGACACAGAACCCAAAGAACAACGACGUCGACUCAUCACACUACUCCUUCCCCCUUGACUUCAUGGUAAUUGUGGACCUAUGCACCAUGAAGGUGAAGAAGAUCAUCCGGCUGCCAUUAGGUUCGGACGAGAGCACAACAGAAGGCAUGGACGACAUCGCGCAACGCGAGACAGACCCUGCCGAACCCGAGUACGACCAUCGUCUUCAGAAGAACCCUCCUCGGACAUCUAUGAAGCCAUACAACGUCGUCCAGCCCGAGGGAGCGUCCUUCACCGUGAAAGGUCACCUCAUCGAAUGGGAGAAGUGGCGUUUCCGUGUGGGCUUCAACUGGCGCGAAGGCUUGACCCUGCAUGACCUGCACUUCAUGGAUCGCAGCACGUUCUACCGUCUCUCCUUGUCGGAGAUGUUCGUACCCUACGGAGACCCUCGAAGCCCCAUCUAUCGCAAGGGUGCCUUCGACCUUGGCAACGUCGGUGCUGGCGUGACUGCGAACAACCUUCAGCUUGGAUGUGACUGCCUUGGUACUAUUAAGUACAUCAGCGGCUGCGUUGUUUCAGCCGACGGAAGCCCAGCUCCCCGUCCCAACGCCAUCUGCAUUCACGAGAUCGACAACGGCAUCCAAUGGAAGCACACCAACCACCGAACCGGCAAGGCCACCGUGGUCCGCAAGAGACAGCUCGUUCUCCAGCAGAUCAUUACCGUUGCCAACUACGAGUACAUCUUUGCUUGGAUAUUGGAUCAAUCAGGCGAGAUCUCCUUCGAGACCAGGGCUACCGGUAUCUUGUCUACUCAGCCCAUCGACAAGGACUCCAAGGUUCCUUGGGGAACCCGUGUUGCCGACGGUGUCAUGGCACCGUACCACCAGCACCUCUUCAACGUCCGCAUCGAUCCUGCUGUCGACGGCCACCAGAACACCUUCACAUACACCGACUCAGUAGCCAUGCCUUGGGAUGAGAAGCUCAACCCACUAGACACAGGCUACGUGAGCAAAGAGACACCCGUCAUCCGCGCUGGACCCGUAGAGGACAGUCUGAAGGACGGCCGUGUCUUCAAGAUCGUCAACGAAAACAUACAGAACCCUGUCUCGUUGACCCCCGUUGGCUACAAGCUCGUCCCCAUCCGAUCCCAAACGCUUCUUGCCCAGCCUGGCUCGUGGCACUGGCGUCGCUCUGAGUUCUGCGAGGUGCCCAUCUGGGUGACCAAGUACAAGGACCGCCAGUUGUUCCCGGCGGGCGACCACACCAACCAAGGUCUCGGCGGAACCGGCAUCAAGUCGUGGACGAAGACAAGGGAUCACAUCCCUAACGAUGACAUUGUCAUUUGGCACACAUUCGGCUUCACGCACAACCCUCGCGUGAAGGACUUCCCCAUCAUGCCUGCUGAAAUCGCGCAGUUCCACCUCAAGCCUUACAACUUUUGCAACUACAACCCCACCAACGAUGUGCCGCCUUCCAACCAGGCUUUCAACAAGAGCACCCUGUUUGAAGAUGCAGGCAAGGAGGGACAGAGGGGUUCAUGCUGCGGUGCGGAUACUCCUGCCGACUCGACAUCGAGCAAAGGUGAAGGGGAAAGCCCGUUUGUGAAGGUAGCCCUACCAGACAACACUGAGUCUUGA